This is a messenger RNA of Diachasmimorpha longicaudata, 2040 nucleotides long. RefSeq names its product transmembrane emp24 domain-containing protein 7. Gene Ontology annotation, biological process: Golgi organization; endoplasmic reticulum to Golgi vesicle-mediated transport; intracellular protein transport. The coding region runs from base 211 to 840 and encodes 209 amino acids. NCBI's taxonomy places the organism in Eukaryota, Metazoa, Arthropoda, Insecta, Hymenoptera, Braconidae. The transcript is spliced from 3 exons. The record is from RefSeq and is a predicted model, not a curated record. Gene Ontology annotation, cellular component: Golgi apparatus; COPII-coated ER to Golgi transport vesicle; endoplasmic reticulum-Golgi intermediate compartment.
GAUAAUAAAUAUAUUACAGCAACAUAUCCGGCCACGUUAAAAUAGCUUGUUUCACGUAAAAUUCAGUGGCCGGGAGUGAUCGUUAAUUUCCGGAGAUAUUAAUUAAUCACAAACAAGAGGUGGCCCCAAUUGUCGGAUAAAGUUGCUGCAGACGUGAAUGUGUCUUUGAGUCGUGCUUGAUCACCAUUACAUUCAUACAAAAUUGACACAAUGAACUGUUGGACGACGUGGCUAGUGGUUGUCACCCUUCUGUCAUCGUUGCUGUUCGUCGGGGGUGUCGAAUUAACCUUUGAAUUGCCGGACAAUGCCAAGGAAUGUUUCUACCAAGCUAUUGAAAAAAAUCAGUCAGCUACGUUGGAAUUUCAGGUUGUUACUGGAGGCCAAUAUGACAUCGACGUCACCCUCGAAGCUCCCAACAAAGAAAUAAUUUAUCGUCAAGUGAAAACGCAAUUUGACUCGCACACUUUUGUUGCAUCACUGGGUGGCGAGUACAAAGCCUGUUUCAGCAAUGAAUUUUCAACAUUUUCGCAUAAAUUAGUGUAUAUGGACUUCCAAGUUGGUGAUGAGGAUUCGCUGCCUGGAUUUGAAGAGCAUGUUACUGUUAUGACGCAGAUGGAGACGUACGCGCAGGAUAUCCAUAAGAAUUUAGUACGCACAGUCGACUAUCAGACUUCCCACAGAUUGCGUGAAGCACAGGGUCGUAAGCGCGCUGAGGACCUCAACGAGCGUGUCCUAUGGUGGUCGAUAAUGGAAACAGCUGCGAUUCUUAUCACAACCGUUGGACAAGUCUUGGUACUGAAGAAUUUCUUCACUGAUCACAAACCCUACCAGAGACUCUGAAGACCGCAGAGUACAAUCUCAUGAUGCAUUAAAGAGUUAUUGUAUUUUUUUUGUGGGAAAGUGGCAGGGAUACACCCCAAAUCUCUCAGGAUGCAGGCAAUGAUCAACAACGUUUUUCACUGCCAAUUUAUGGUUUCUUGAUGCCAGUUUCAGGGGUCUCAGAAUGUUGUUAUUUAUUUCGAAUGAUCAGUGUAGUUAUUUCUUUAAUUUACAGACCGUGUAAUGCACUUUAAUUUCUUCCAAAUGUAAUUUGAUUAAUCUAAACUGAAGAUACUAGUAAUAAAGGUAACGUGUGAAAAAAAAUUAAUGAAAAAAUCCAGCCGUUUCGGUUUGAAAAUUCUAUUGAAAUAAUUUUAGAUUAGAUGACAUCAGAGGCCAUCAUAAUUAUUCAAUAGAAUUUUAAUAGAAUUGUCAAUGAAAUUAUUUCUUAUGUGAAUUGGAUAGCGAAGUUAUUAAACGGUUCAAGUCGAUUUCGCUUAUUGGUUCGUUAUCAAUGCAUAUCUUAGAAUCUACCGCUGAUAGCGAUUUUUUUAUUGGGAACUUUUUUUAGAGCUGAUUAAGAGCUUCAAAAAAUGUCUUGACAAAAAAUUUGUGCCUCCUUCAGAUUCGGAGAUAUUCCUUACCGAAAGCCAGGUCGACUGGAUCAUCACUUGCAUUCUGUUCUUGAUUGUUGAGAAUUAAUUAUUAGAGCUGAUGACUUGAAGAAUUUACGUUAUUAUUGAAGUGAUAAUUACUAAUCUUUGAGGGGAACUAAUGUGGGUGUAACUCGAAUAUUAGAAGAGUCAUUUAAAAACAUGAAAAAUGAAUGAAUAAUAAGUAAUAGUCUUCUGAAAGAGGAAAAUCUAAAAAAAAAUUAUUGAACGAACGAUAUUCUGGUUAAUAACAGAAUGCAAAGUGUCGAUUUAAUGCAGCCAAGGGAAAUUUCGUGAAUGAAAAUUGUAAAUUGUCCGUAAGGAGUUUCCCUUGAAUUGCAAAUCGAGGAUUUAAAAAUAAUAUACUGCUGUCAAUCUUCCCUUUAAAAUUAGAAUCGGGAUGAGCUUUGUACGAAAAAAUAAAAUUUCCGAAGCUCAUUGCCGUUGUUGGAGCAAAACAAGUAGGAAAAAUAAUUUUGCAUGUAUUAGUCGUGAUUUUUACACACUUGUGAACAUUGUAAUAGAAUAAAAAAUGUUCGUACAAACAAUUCAAAAAUUUCAACGAUCA